UCUUGACGUUUGUGUGUCCCUUUGUAGAUCUUACUCACUGAUGCUUUGCAUUGGUUAAGCCACUAGUCUCCUGAUGCAGCCUGAAUCCAGUAGGUGUGAAGAGGAACCCCCUUCUCUCUUCUGGGGUUUGGAUCCCGUGUUUCUAGCCUUUGCAAAGCUCUACAUCAGGGAUAUCCUGGAUUUAAAGGAGUCCUGUCAGGUGCCAGGUAUAUUUUUUUACAAAGGACAUCCUAUAAGACAGGUGGACAUCUUGGGAACGGUGGUUGGAGUGAGAGAGAGAGAGACCUUUUAUGUUUAUGGAGUAGAUGAUAGUACAGGAGUCAUAAACUGCAUCUGCUGGAAAAAGCUGGCCAGUUCCGAGUCUUCAUCAGCUGUAGCUGCUCCAAGUGCCAGAGAACUGAGCCUCACCGCCCAACUGAUGAAGCUGCAGGAAACCAUUAAGCAGAGAACAAAGCUGGAAAUUGGGGAUGUUCUCCGGGUCAGGGGCUGUGUCCAAAUCUACAGAGGAGAGCGGGAAAUUCGUGCCAUGGUUUAUUAUAAAGUGGAUGAUCCCAUGUAUGAAACUCAGAUCGCCAGGAUGCGGGAGCUGCCCUCCCUCUACAGGCAGGUCUAUGACCAGCCCUUCCGCAGUGCAGCCCUGGAGAAAGAAAAGGCUCUGAGCAAUCCAAGCUCCCUGGACCUUCUUGGUCUCACAAGUUUGUUGAGUGAAAAAGCCAGAGAAUUCCUCCUGGAGAACCGUGUGCAGACCUUCUACCAGCAGGAGCUGGAAAUGGAAUCCAGUCUGCUGAGCCUGGCCAACCAGCCUGUGAUCCACAGUGCUUGCUCAGAACAAGUAGAUUUAAAGAAGGAAACCACUGCCAAGGCGAUUCAUAGUAUAUUUAAGAAUGCUGUCGACCUGCUUCAGGAAAAAGGAGUUGUUUUCCAGAAAGAUGGUGGUUUUGAUCACAUGUAUUAUGUAACCAGAGAAGACAAAGAACUCCACCGAGUGGUCCACCGUAUUAUUCAAGAAGACUGCCAGAAACCAAAUCACAUGGAGAAGGGCUGCCACUUCCGGCACAUCUUGGCCUGUGCUCGCCUGCGCCUCUACCCAGGCCUGAGGGAAGCGGUGCUACAGCAGGUGCUGGACCUCCUGGAAGACCAGAGUGACAUCAUAAGUGCCACUGACAACCACUACGUGGCCUUCUGAGUGGAGCCCCAGCUGGCUAGAGAAGGGGCCACUCUGGGUCUGGGGUGAGCACCCCACAGAAACAGCAAAGUAAUAAGUGGGCGAAUGGAGCUGGACAGAAA
Messenger RNA from Suncus etruscus (white-toothed pygmy shrew), 1287 nucleotides. It is a transcript of the gene STN1, whose product is annotated as STN1 subunit of CST complex. NCBI's taxonomy places the organism in Eukaryota, Metazoa, Chordata, Mammalia, Eulipotyphla, Soricidae. The transcript is spliced from 9 exons. Gene Ontology annotation, biological process: nucleotide-excision repair; DNA replication; double-strand break repair via homologous recombination. The record is from RefSeq and is a predicted model, not a curated record. Gene Ontology annotation, molecular function: single-stranded telomeric DNA binding. Gene Ontology annotation, cellular component: site of double-strand break; CST complex; chromosome, telomeric region. The coding region runs from base 74 to 1186 and encodes 370 amino acids.